This is a messenger RNA of Salvia splendens (bonfire salvia), 941 nucleotides long. RefSeq lists its product as uncharacterized. The record is from RefSeq and is a predicted model, not a curated record. Lineage: Eukaryota; Viridiplantae; Streptophyta; Magnoliopsida; Lamiales; Lamiaceae. Bases 222 to 722 code for a protein of 166 amino acids. The transcript is spliced from 3 exons.
AUUUUGUAAAAUCAAAAUGAAAAUAAUUCCAAUUUCAUUUGUAACAAAAACUCUCGGUAAAAUCGUGAUUUUCGGCGCAUAUUUUCACUGUUCUCCGUUGCGGUUAUUGAAUCGUCGUCACCAACCCUAUAUUCCGGCAGUCUGCAAUUUCAAUUUCAAGCCCUAAAUCAGUUCUAUUGCACAAUUUUGGGAAGCUGUAUAUAUGUAUUUGAGUGAAGAAUAUGAGGUUCUUUAAGAGAAUCGCUGGUUUGUUGGGGUUAGGGAAAGACGAAGAUCAGCACCACCGCGACGGCGACGCUUCUGCUGAGGCAGCCGCUCCGCCUCCGUUCUCUGCCCAAUCCGCCGCGGCAGCUACUGCUUCAGCUCAGCAUCUCCCACGCAGAGGCUUCAGUGUUCCCGUUCAGGUCCCCGUCGAGCGGGGCCCACCCGCUCCGCUUCUCUUAUUUUGCCCCUCCGGAGAUGGUGGAGUUCAGGGCUUGAGGUGGUAUGCUAGGCGCCUUAAAAUGGAUGAAGAUGGAGAUGUUGCCGAUGAGUUCCUUGAUGAAGUGUCACCAGAUACGUUAAGAAGUGUGGGAGCACAUAAGAGCCCUGCACCAAGGUUUGAAGUAAAGAACAGCACAAAACCUGUCAAAGUGAGGAAUCUGGAAUUGCUACCUAACGGUAAAAUUCAACAUCUCGUGGAGCACCAUGGCAAGCUGGAGUGGCUAAGAGAUAAGGACUGAUGUGUGUCACAAUUCUUCUUCAAUACUGUUGUUCUCAUUAUAAUCCGUCGAUUGAGGAACGUGCAAAAGGCAAUGGUCGACUGCGAUGCAACUGUUUAACAUCACAAGUUCUUUUGCACAAUGCCAAAUUGUAAUCUUGAAACCUUUGAGUUAUCAUUGUAUACAGGUUAUUAAGAGUUGAGAUCAUGUUAUGCGACUCUGAUCUCAUUUCUUUUGUCU